UGAUGCUGCUCCCUGGUGUGUAGAGGAGGAGAGAGAGCGUGUCCGCUGCCCAAUGACAGCGCAGGAUGCUCAGAGAGGCUGCUGGGGUGAAUGGAGGCGACAAGAUGCCGUCUAGAGCGCCGAAGGAGAGGAAUUAACAUCGAUAAAGAUCUGACUUUGAUGUGUUCCACCUAUUCAGCCAAAAAAUAAGUCACCCAUGUUCAGUUCAAAGAGUCAGAGCAGUCUCAUCUCAACGCGCCCCUGUUAGGACCCUCUGGUGGCUACGUCGCUGAAUCACAGGACAUGUACGGCAGUGCCAGAGCUGUAGGCCAUGUAGAGAGCAGCCCUGUACGGUCCCCGCGCCUGCCAAGGUCCCCCAGAUUGGGCCAUCGAAGGGCAAACAGCGGGAGCGGGGGUGGUGCAGGCGGCAAGACUCUCUCAAUGGAGAACAUCCAAUCCCUCAACGCUGCCUAUGCUACUUCGGGGCCCAUGUACCUGAGUGAUCACGAGGGCGUGGGUUCCACUGCCACCUACCCAAAAGGCACUAUGACUCUGGGUCGCGCCACCAGUCGGGCCAUGUACGGGGGCCGCGUCACAGCCAUGGGCAGCAGCCCCAAUAUUGCCUCAGUGGGGCUGCCUCAUGGUGACCUUCUGUCUUACAGUGACCUGGGCUCUCUCUCCAUGCUGCACCCCCACCACCACCAGGGGGUGCCCUCCGCUCUGCUGAGGCAGGCUGUGCGGGGCAGUGGGGGGGAGCUGCUGGAGAUGCAGGCCCAGCUCAGGGACAUGCAGAGGGAGAAUGAGAUGCUGCGACGGGAGCUUGAACUGAAGGACAGUAAGUUGGGAUCUUCCACCAACAGCAUUAAGAGCUUCUGGAGUCCUGAAUUAAAGAAGGAAAGGAUAAUGAGGAAAGAGGAGGCGGCUCGUUCAUCAAUCCUUAAAGAACAGAUGAGAGUCACCCAUGAGGAGAACCAGCUGCUGGAUGCCAGGAGAACCAAGCAUCUCCAGAUGACCAUCCAGGCUCUGCAGGAUGAACUUCGCACACAGCGAGACCUCAACCACCUGCUGCAGCAGGAAAGCGGUAACCGCUCCGGCUCGGAUCAUUUCACCACCAUCGAGCUGACGGAGGAGAACUUCCGCCGGCUGCAGGCCGAGCAUGACAGGCAGGCCAAGGAGCUCUUCCUACUGAGGAAGACCCUGGAGGAGAUGGAGCUGAGGAUCGAGACACAGAAACAAACACUGGGUGCCAGAGAUGAGUCCAUUAAGAAGCUGCUGGAGAUGCUGCAGAGCAAAGGGCUGCCUCCUGGACCCGGCAGAGCUUCUGAGGAGGAAGAGCAGGAGAGAGCCAGACGCAUUGCUGAAGCUGAGGCCCAGCUCGGACACUUAGAAGUUAUUUUGGAUCAGAAGGAGAAGGAGAACAUUCAUCUGCGAGAGGAACUGCACAGAAGAAAUCAGUUGCAUCAGGAUCCGAGCAAAACCAAGGCCCUGCAGACCAUUAUAGAGAUGAAAGACACCAAAAUCGCCUCUUUGGAGCGCAACAUCCGAGAUCUGGAGGAUGAGAUCCAAAUGCUGAAAGCAAACGGAUUACUGAACACAGAGGACAGAGAGGAGGAGAUCAAACAGAUGGAGGUCUACAAGAACCACUCUAAGUUUAUGAAGACCAAGAUUGACCAACUUAAACAAGAGUUGUCAAAGAAAGAGUCAGAGCUGCUGGCUCUUCAAACAAAACUAGAGACCCUCAACAACCAGAACUCAGACUGCAAACAGCAUAUCGAGGUGCUCAAAGAGUCUCUCACUGCCAAGGAGCAACGUGCUGCCAUCCUGCAAACAGAGGUAGAUGCUUUACGUCUGCGUCUGGAGGAGAAAGAAUCGUUCCUGAACAAGAAAACCAAGCAGCUGCAGGACCUGACGGAGGAGAAGGGGACUCUCGCUGGAGAAAUCAGGGACAUGAAGGACAUGCUAGAGGUCAAGGAGAGGAAGAUUAAUGUCCUGCAGAAGAAGAUUGAGAACUUGCAGGAGCAGCUGCGGGACAAAGACAAGCAGCUGGGGAAUCUUAAGGACAGGAUCAAGUCUCUACAGACUGACUCCAGUAACACAGAUACUGCCCUGGCCACCCUGGAGGAGGCACUGUCAGAGAAGGAGAGAAUAAUAGAGCGUUUAAAGGACCAAAGGGAGAGGGAAGACAGAGAACGUCUGGAAGAAGUGGAUUCAUAUAAAAAGGAGAACAAAGAACUGAAGGAGAAAGUCAACAACCUACAGAUAGAACUAACAGAGAAAGAGUCCAGUCUCAUCGAUCUCAAAGAACAUGCAUCAUCCCUGGCAUCCUCCGGCCUCAAGAAGGAUUCAAAGCUCAAGUCACUGGAGAUUGCCAUAGAGCAGAAAAAAGAGGAGUGUAGUAAGUUGGAGACGCAGUUACAGAAGCAAGCUGAGCAGCUUUUCAGUCACAUGAACAAUCCUAAGGCUCAUGAAGUGGAGCAUCAGUCUGGCCCAAGAGGAAACCCAGAGUAUGUGGACCGAGUAAAGCUGUUGGAAAAAGAGGUGAGCUACUACAAGGAUGAAACGAGCAAGGCUCAGGCGGAGGUGGAGAGACUCCUGGACAUCCUGCGGGAGGUGGAGACUGAAAAGAAUGACAAGGACAAGAAGAUUGCUGAGUUGGAAAGCCCCCCUACCACUGCCCCACGCCCCACCCCUCGUCCCGGUGGCAGAGCUCCCCCUGACCCGCUCCCUUCUGUGUCUGCUGCCCCCCAGCAGAUAGGGGGCAUGGUGUGGGAUUUCCUGGGAAAUUUAGCUCCCAGGCAAGGAGGAAAAGAUCAGACUAAAAAGGGUGCAAACAUCAAAUUGGGACCACAAGGGGACAAGAAGGGCUUAGGACAAGACCAUCGUAAGGACAGCUCCCUAGACGGGGGUCACCACUUAAAGCUGGAGGAGCUAAUGAACACGUUGGAAAGAACGAGGCAGGAGCUAGAUUCCACCAAGCAGCGUCUCUCCUCCACACAGCAGUCUUUACAAGAGAGGGAUUCCCACCUCACUAACAUGAGACAAGAGCGCAGGAAACAACUGGAGGAGAUCCUUGAAAUGAAACAACAAGCUCUACUGGCAGCCAUCAGUGAGAAAGAUGCAAAUAUUGCCCUGCUUGAACUGUCUGCCUCUAAUAAAAAGAAGACCCAGGAGGAGGUGAUGGCCCUGAAGAGGGAACGGGACAAACUGAUGCACCAGCUUAAACAACAUACACAAAGCAGAAUGAAGUUGAUAGCUGACAACUACGAGGACGAGCAGUAUCAUCUACAUGCUCCUCAUCACCAGCCUCAGCCUCCACAUGCUCAGCCUCAGCCGCAGUCCCAGUACCCCCACCCUCCCCAUGCUCAGCAGUCCCCUUAUCCACACUCACAACACCCACAGCAUAUGCAGCAUCCACAAGCCCUACCACAGCACCCACAUCCCCAGCAGCAACAACCCCAGUACCCUCACCCUGCUCCCCCUCAGCACCCUCAACACACUCAACACACUCAACCACUCUCCCAACACCAACAACAUCCACGCCCUCCACAGCCUCAGCACCCUCACCAACAGCACCCCCAGCAUCCAACUCAACAUCCACAUGGACACCCCCCUCCACAGCACCCUCAUCCUCAGCAUCCACAUGGCCCUCCACAACAAGGACCACACCCCCAGCAUCCACAUCCUCAGCACCCUCAGCACCCUCAGCAUUCUCAGCAUCCUCAGCACCUUCAGCACCCUCAGCAUCCACACCACGCCCAGCAUCCACGGCAUCCAUCACCACAUCAUCGAGGAGGGCCAGCCCGAGGACCCCCGCUUGCUGGUCAUCGCCCCUCCCCAGACCAGGAUGACGAGGAGGGCAUUUGGGCAUAAUCUUAGCUGUGACAACCAAAGCUCUAAUGUUGUUUUGAGGGAUGAUUCAGUCACUACUGGAGGAGCAAGGCCAUGUCAUGAGGUUGAGACACCACCCAACUAAACAUUUAUUACCUUGAGUCAGUCAGCACUUCUGAGCAGUGGGACUUUGUUAUGUUUUUUUGUUUGUUUGUUUGUUUUUGUUCUCUCUCGGGAAGAAGAAGAGGUGGUUCUGAGUGCAGAUUCUGCAUGGAGAUUGACAGCUGAGCAGGUGAUGUGGGACCUCUAGUUUGUGUGAACAAGAAGAGACGUUCUCCACUUCCUUCAGAAACCAUCCGCAACAUGACGUUGAUGGAGGGACAGGUGUCCUGCAUGCCAAAUUGUUGCUUUGACAAACGUGAUCAACAUGGCACCCCUGCAUCAGAGGUCUCACCGAAGUCACCUCGCCUGCCUGUCUCCUGCCGAAGGAGACCUCUUCAUCGUCCCCAGCAGAGAUCCUGUGUGACUUUUCUGCCUGCCCAGUAUUGUUUUCAUCACUCUUACUUUUUAAAAAAAGCAGAUUUGCUGCUACUUUUUCACCUGCCUGACUCACUUCUCUGACUCCCAGCGGUUCCUCUGCCUGACUGUCAUUAGAUCCUCAAUCUUUACUACUCUCUUUUCCCACCUGGUGACAUCUGACCUCUCUACCUGGCCAUCAUGAUCUCUCAUUGUGCAGAGUCCCAUCUUAUCUUUACAUCUUUCGAUUGCAUUAAUGAGCUGUGCUAUCUUCUGUGGUACAUAGUCUCAGCUUUAUUUCACUUUUACACACACCCCACCAUCAUCUCUUAUCUCAUGUAAAACUUUUUUUUUUUGUGCAAUGAUGUGUCCCUUUACCAGCAUGCUCCAUACACGCCAGAUUUGAGCAAUUUUAAGCAUUCUGUUCUCAUUUCUUGUUGGCACAAAGAAGCACUUAGGGCUGACAGAGCGCCUUGAGCUUUGACUGCAGCGUCUCCUUUGCUGCAUGAGCACGGCCCUCUAGUUUUGGAGAUAGUUUUGAUCUCAAGGCUUUGGCUCUCAUCAGUGUGUUUUUCUCCAUAAUACCUCAUUUAAAUCAGAAGUAGUCAAAAAAAUCAAUCUAUGCAGAUAUCGACAUUGAAGGAAACCAUUUUUAUUUUCCAUCAGUAUUUAAAGUAAAUUAAAUUGGUGUUAAACAUCCAAUCAGGACAGCCAGGAGAGCGGACAGAAAAUAUUCAUUCAAAUUAUUUUGAGUUUUUGAGACUAUGCACAUGUGCACCUCCUCUGUGUUGCAGGAUUUUUUACUAAUGGUGCUUUUGCUGGUGCUCAAACUAAAUGGUGUCAGAAGACCUAAUGAGAGCAUCUUUUAUUGCUUUUACAGUAGAGGGACUUGAUCCCACAAUGGGCUUCAUAAAAAACUGUAAAAGACUGCUUUGUACAUACAAUUUGACAAUAGGGGCUUGUGAGCAAUGGUCACAUCACUAUAAGAAUCAUUAUAGACUGUGAAGUAGAGGGAAUGCCCAGUAGAUGUUUUCCCUGCAGGUUUAAUUGUAGCCCUGAUGGCCCCAGUCUCUGACCAACAGUACACUCCUGCUCCCUUCUCCCUUGUACUCUUCCAGCAGUAGUCUAUGUGACCUCCCCACACAUAGUGACUCGUUUUCUCCUUCUUAACAAGGUGGCCUGUGCCUCGUAAAAUCUGUACACAUAUGAUAGAUAUGCAUAUAUUAUACAUAUAGAGAGAAAUCUAUAGAGUGUGUCUAUAUGUGGUCAGAAAAUUGUUUCAAACUGACAAAAAGUUGUUUUUUUUUCUUUAUGGUUAUUUUUCUAACUGGCUGAAGAUCAGAGAUGUCUUAUUUAGAGUGUUGAGUGAUUUGUAUAUUGUGAGAAAACCCGUCAGCAGCAAAAUAACAUUCCCUGUCUGAAAAUACAGGACAGCCCAGGAAAAAAAAAAAAAAAAAACUAGAAGAGCUUUAGAGCAGCAGUUUGUGGAAAAUAUAGACGUUUAUCUAAAUCAAUGUAGAACUAAAGAAAAGACAUUACAUUCCUUUCUUGAUGUGAGACUCAGUUGAAGACCACCUGGCCUGUGGUAACAACUUUAAAUGGAAAAAAAAAGUGUUUUUAAUUUAAAAAAGGUUUUCUUUUCCUAAUUUUGUAGCUCACACAGGUAGCAGUGAGAUUAUGACUGCUGCACUCAGCAGUCAGAGGCUUGCACUUGUGAAUGAGGACUAUCACAAUAUCCUCCAAGAAGAGGUUUCGGUGACUCUGUCUGGAUGCAUUUCUUUUGUGUGUUUUUAUCGUUGUCGUCAUGUAAACAGAAAUGGUGAUGUAUGUGAACUUGACUGCUGAUUACGUAGAAAAACCAAUACAUUGUUACAGUAUUGUGGAAAAAAAUGAAAUAGACUGUUACAAAUUCCCAGUUCCCCUCCCCCUUCCCCUCAUGGUGCCUGUGUGUCAAAAUGUUGGUUGUUGUAUAUAAACGUCUUUCCAUCUAACUCAUCUUCCACAAACCGAGCUGGUCCAAACAUCGUCUUUCACAUGUCUGCUUUCCACGUUACAGCUUCUGUCUGACCAAGAAUCUACAGGUUGUGUAAGACUGCUGUUUGUGUUUACAAAUGUUGUGAAAAAAGGUCCUAAGAUGGAUUUUUUCUUUUUUUUUCUUUUCUUUUAAAAGGGAAAAGACAAUGCAAACAGACAGAGGAGCAAAAAUCCUCUCACUUCACCAUCAUGGGGGUGGACUACAAAUCCUCCAUUUUCAGGUCCUUAUCUACUGAAUACUUGAAGUAGGGAGUUUUCCUACCAUGAUAUAGCUUAUAUGAUUUGCAUGGUAGACAAAAUGGAACAUUUUAAUUGUGCCCACGCAUGCUGGUUUUUACAUUACGUGCCAACUGAUGGUGAUGAUGUAUGGGAAAAAAAUGUCUUGUUCUCUAUGCAGAGUGAUUUCUCUACUGUUGUGUCAAAAAAAUAAAUCAAUCGAUAAAUAAAAGGAUAAAAAAAAGACACAGAGGCGUAGAGGCAGGGGCUGUUUCCCUGGGUUAAGAGCAAGAGUUGUCGGGAAUGAGUGACAUCGCACUCAUGGAAGGCGAGGCUUAAUCUGUGCCUAAAAGCAGCAGUGUAGAAAAGCCUGUAGAUUCACCAGUUAUUUUUCCAAAGGCCUUCAGAAGAAUGAAAAGCUUACAUAAUUUUCUUUUUAUUGCUGUGAACAGGUUGCUUUUCUUUCAUUUGUUGCUGAAAUCUUUGGAUUAUAUAAAUCACUGUGACCAAUGCCAGAAAUAUUUUUGUUUGACAGAGCAAAUAUUGGUUUUUACUUUUUUAUUAUUGUCAUUAUUUUUAUUUCAAGCUUUAUUUUUUCUAUUGUUUUCGCUUAUUAUAUAUGCCAGUUUGAGACUGUACUGUCUGUACAAGUAAAUGUUUUGAGCUGUACAGUAAAGACUUAGGAACAAAUUCAAUGUGUGUCCAGCAUGCUGAAUGAUCAUUUGUGCGAACGUGAGCUAAUCUCCCAUGAAGCGUCAUUCCUCAUGCAUUACCUGCAUCUGCAUCGUGCAUUGUGACGGUGUGAUGUUGUGUUUGAGAGUGAUGUGUGUCUCACUUACUGUGUCCCCUUAGUAGACAGCCUGUGCAGUUUUGUGAGAGUGCAGCAUGUUUUUGGGGUUGCUGGUGUAAAUGUCUUCAGAAAAGAGAGUUUUAUGCGUGUGUAUGUGCAUAACUGCAACUUCUUGUUUGAUGAGGGUGUAUGUGUGUGGAUGUGUUGAUCAUGUGAAAGAGAAAAAUCUAUUUAAAAGAAUUUUAUCAGAGUUGCUACAGGAAGAGUACAUUUUGAAUGACGCAUGGAUACUAUGUAAUGUUCAGUUAUUUUUUUUAACUAUAGGAGGCUGUCCUCAGUGCCCCAGUUUGCUAUUGUAUGUGAUGUAUCAGAAUAAUAUUAUUGAGUGUUGGCCAGCUUGUUUAUAUCCAUCAAAUAAAGGUGACUUUCUUUC
Melanotaenia boesemani (Boeseman's rainbowfish) is the source of this 7796-nucleotide messenger RNA. It is a transcript of the gene erc2, whose product is annotated as ELKS/RAB6-interacting/CAST family member 2. Lineage: Eukaryota; Metazoa; Chordata; Actinopteri; Atheriniformes; Melanotaeniidae. Gene Ontology annotation, biological process: maintenance of presynaptic active zone structure; regulation of synaptic plasticity; neuromuscular synaptic transmission. The record is from RefSeq and is a predicted model, not a curated record. Gene Ontology annotation, molecular function: structural constituent of presynaptic active zone. The transcript has 22 exons. Gene Ontology annotation, cellular component: cytoskeleton of presynaptic active zone. The coding region runs from base 283 to 3849 and encodes 1188 amino acids.